Messenger RNA from Prunus avium (sweet cherry), 3673 nucleotides. Its product is annotated as U-box domain-containing protein 43-like. Gene Ontology annotation, biological process: protein ubiquitination. NCBI's taxonomy places the organism in Eukaryota, Viridiplantae, Streptophyta, Magnoliopsida, Rosales, Rosaceae. Gene Ontology annotation, molecular function: ubiquitin-protein transferase activity; protein binding. The record is from RefSeq and is a predicted model, not a curated record.
GUUUGACCUUUCCACCUACAUUUGAGUUUCUUCAUUUUCUUUUAGUCUUCUUACCUUGUGCAAAAACCUCUGCUCUUUUUUACACAAUUCCUCCAUGGAUGGUGGAACUUAGAGUUCAGAUUAGUCAUCUUCCAUGUCCCUCUCCAGAGUGCCAGUACCUCGAACAGAGACUUCAAGGCUACAACUAGAAGUGAACCUGAAAUAUUUUCUGCGGUCAUGAAUUUGGUCAACCAAUGAGGUCCGGAUGGCAAUGGAAUUGAAAGGGAUUAUGAAUGAAAUUGACUGAGAUUAUAGGAAACUAGUGAAACUUGGAUUGGAACAGAUAUCUUAAGAUUUCAUCUGCAACUAAAAAUGACCACAAUGGACUUCAAUAUCGGAAUUGAGGAUGUAGGAGUGGCAGUACUACAGGAAUUAUGGAAUAAGGUGGGAUUUCAGGCCACGGGGCUCGUGAGUGAAAUGAAGGAUCUAUUGUUUGAAAAGGACAGCUUUCUGGAGUUCUCCAGGAGUAUUUCUGAGCUCAAUAUCCUCCUCCGUAGCUUGAAUGCCCGAAAAGUUGAAAAUGCACUGGGAUUAGAGUCCACAAAGGCUGCACUGAUAACAUUGAACAUACAGUUGAAGAAAGCAAGCAAGAUCAUCAAGGAUUACAAAUGUGGAAGCCGCCUCCGCCUCUUGCUUAAAUCACACUCAAUGCUCUUGCAGAUGGAGGAUGUAGCUAAAGAUAUUGCCAAGACUGUCUCCUCUUUUCAGCUGAUCAAUCUUGAUAUCUCCCUGAGCUUGAAUACUAUGACCAAACAGAUCAUCAACAAUCUAGGAUCAAUGGAAUUCAGGUCAGCAUGUGCAACGGAAUCAAUUGCUUCAGAGAUGGAGAAUUCAAUAUCUCAAAAUGCUAGGAAUAGGGAGAAUUCUCAAAAGCUUCUGGAGAAGGUUGCAGAAGCCGUUGGUGCUCGAGCGAAUGCAUCCUUGGUACAAACUGAGUUGGCACUCUUGAAGCAAGAGAAAGAAGACAUGGAAGCUCAAAAGAAGCAGGCGGAGGCACUUCAGCUAUCUCAACUGAUUGACUUCCUCUACAGUACAGAAAUUGUUACCAGACCAAAUGAUGAGGAAACCUCUACAUACCACCAGCAGUAUCCAAUUGAUUCAUUCAUGUGUGAACUUUGUAAAAAGAUGAUGGAAGACCCAGUAGCAGUUACAUGUGGCCACAGCUUUGAGAGGAAGGCAAUUCAGGAACACUUUGGGCGUGGAGAGAGGAACUGCCCCAUCUGCAGACAGGACCUUUCAUCACUAGAGCUCACGCCUAAUGUUGUGCUGCGAAACUCUAUUGAAGAAUGGAAUCAGAGAGACAAGGAUUUAAAAUUCCAAGCUGCAGUCCAUGGAGUCAAAUCCGGUGACCGCUUUAAAAUGGACAAGGCUUUAGAGGACAUGCAGUUUCUUUUGGAAAUGCCUAGAUAUGCAACCAAAGCUGCAGAGGAAGGACUUGCAACAAAAUUGGUAGUGAUCUUAAAAGACGAUACGGUAAAGUCUGUGGCAGCAUUAAAAUGCCUCUACUACCUAGCUAAACUUAAUGAGGAUCAAAAGGAAGCCAUUGUCAGAGCAGGGGCCAUUCGAAGAAUUGUGAAGUAUAUCUACAAAGGAGGAAGUAAAAGGGAUGCCAUUGCAGUCUUGUUGGAGUUGUCAGCAAAGGAAACCCUUGGGGAGAAAAUAGGAGAUACAAAAGAUUGUAUUCCUCUUCUGGUUUCUUUACUCCAUAAGAAUAACCCUGAUGUGUCACAGGAAGCUCGUAAGGUGUUGCAGAACCUCUCGUCAAACACACAUUUUGUUGUCAAGAUGGCUGAAGCAGGACACUUCCAACCUUUUGUUGCUCGCUUCAAUGAAGCACCUCAGGAGACCAGAACAUUGAUGGCUGCAGCCUUGAUAAAGAUGCAACUCAAGGAGAAUAGUGUUGAAGAAUUAAAGGACCGGCAAUUUAUACAGAGUUUACUUCAGAUGCUCUCUUCGAGCUCACCAGCAUGCAAAUCUGCUUGCCUAAAAUGUAUGAAGAAACUUGUAGCACACCACAAGAUUGUAAAGCGACUUCUGAAAGACCCUGCCACUGUACCACAUUUGCUUGGCCUCAUCUCAUUUAACAAGUCUGAUCCACACUUGAAACAAGAAGCUGCUGGGAUUCUUGCUAACAUGAUUGGAGCCAGUAAACAAUUUGAACAACAAAAGUAUCAGGGCUUGCAAGAGCUCCAAUCAAAGCACAAUGUCUGUCUACUGUUGCAGCUUGUUACCAGUGCUGAAGAUCAAACCAAGAUUCAGUUCUUGCACCUACUGGUUGAACUGAGCUAUAAAUCAGAGAUAGCUCGAGAUAUAAUACGAUCUGAACAGGAUGCCAUUGCUCACCUCUUCUCUUCCCUUUACAGCGAUCCUCCUGUGGUGAAAAAAUGGGCAAUGAAGCUCAUAUAUUGCAUAUCAGAAGGUCAUACUGCUGGGGUUCCACUACCACCUUCCCCUGCAAAAGAAACUGCUAUUAACACCCUGGCAACCAUCCUCAUUAAUUCACCAGACAUUGAAGAAAGGUCCACUGCUGCAGGAAUUAUCAGCCAGCUUCCUAGGGAUGAUAGUAGUAUUGAUGAGAUACUCCGCAAAUCAGAAGUACUAAAAGCCAUUCAUGAGGUAAUUUGCAGCAUGGAUGAGGACAAUUGGGGGAACGUAGCACCUUCCAUCCAAGGGACAUCUCUACUGGAGAAUGCUCUAGCAGCCCUUCUGCGCUACACAGAACCAACCAAGCCUGAACUUCAGAGACAAUUGGGCAAGCUUGAAGUGUACCCAUCAUUAGUUCGUGUCUUAACCAGGGGUAGCUCACUAGCUAAGCAGAGAACAGCCAUUGCACUUGCCCAACUAUCCAAGUCUACUAGUCUGUCAGUCUCUGAAGAAACCAUCAGGCAAACCAAGCCAUCGAUGCCCCUCUUUGAUCUGAUUAAGCAUUUCUGGUGCUUUCCAGCAUCAUCAGAGAAUGGAAAUAUAUGUUCUGUUCAUGGUGCUGCUUGUUCACCAAGAGAUACCUUCUGCCUGGUCAAGGCAGACGCGGUGAGGCCAUUGGUGCGGACUUUGAGUAACACAGAAUCUGGUGUGGCAGAGGCUGCUCUGAUGGCACUUGAAACAUUGCUGACAGACAACAGCACACUAUCACAUGCAACUGCUGCCAUUGUGGACAACCAGGGUGUGGUGGCCAUUCUGCAAGUCUUGGACAGAGGAUCUUUAUCUGCCAAAACCAAAGCCUUAGACCUCUUUCAGAAGAUCCUGGUUCAUACAACGAUCAGUGAUACAUUAAAGCAGAGGUUCGAGAGGAUCCUUAUCCAACUCCUCCAUGAUGAUGAGCUUAAGAAAAAAGCAGCUUUGGUGCUUAGGCAGAUGGAAAUCAUCCCGGAGCAAUCCUCAUACUUCUAAAGAUGUAUAAUGAUAUUGUAUAUGUGAUCCAUUUGCCAUUUUUGCAUUGUGCAGAAACUGCACCACAUUAGAUCUAGUUUUGAAGAUGAUAGCAUACAAUUCUCAAAGCGCAUACCAUACUCUAGAGAUAUAGAUAGGCUUUAGCAAUAAGUUGGUGAAAGAAACAGCUGUGAAUUACUUUGUUCAAGUUACUAGAUAGUGUACAAAUUCUCGUCAUUUUUUAUAUACUGUCACACUUUUGAUC